Messenger RNA from Sarcophilus harrisii (Tasmanian devil), 3167 nucleotides. RefSeq names its product phosphatidylinositol-5-phosphate 4-kinase type 2 gamma (gene PIP4K2C). Gene Ontology annotation, molecular function: phosphatidylinositol kinase activity. The record is from RefSeq and is a predicted model, not a curated record. The transcript has 10 exons. Bases 214 to 1479 code for a protein of 421 amino acids. NCBI's taxonomy places the organism in Eukaryota, Metazoa, Chordata, Mammalia, Dasyuromorphia, Dasyuridae. Gene Ontology annotation, biological process: phosphatidylinositol metabolic process.
GAGAGGAUGACACGGCCGCGUCGCGGGAGGGAGUGCUGUACCCCGGCUCCGCGCCGGCGCAUUCCCAACUUCGUAUCCCGAGCCCGCCCCACCUCCCGCCGGUCCCCCCGUCACGUGACGGCGCUGCAGGUGAGCAGCACUUCCGGAGGCGGGCGCUAGCAUCGCGGCUCCUAGCUUAGGCUCUGGCUCCGACAGGUUCGCAGGGGUCAGGCCAUGGCGUCCUCCUCCGCCUCGUCGGCCACCGUACAGCCGGCGGCCGGGGGCCCCGGACCAGGUUUCGGCUUUGCCUCCAAGACCAAGAAGAAGCAUUUCGUGCAGCAGAAGGUGAAGGUAUUCCGGGCCGCCGACCCGCUUGUGGGCGUGUUCCUGUGGGGCGUCGCCCACUCGAUCAAUGAGCUUAGCCAGGUCCCACCCCCUGUAAUGCUGCUUCCAGAUGACUUUAAGGCAAGCUCCAAGAUCAAAGUCAACAAUCACCUCUUCCACCGGGAGAACCUGCCUAGUCACUUCAAGUUCAAGGAGUAUUGUCCCCAGGUCUUCAGGAACCUUCGAGAUCGAUUCGGUAUUGAUGACCAGGACUACCAGGUCUCUCUUACCCGAAGUCCCCCAAGUGAGAGUGAAGGCAGCGAUGGUCGAUUCCUUGUUUCCUAUGAUCGGACUCUGGUCAUCAAAGAGGUUUCCAGUGAGGACAUUGCUGACAUGCAUAGCAAUCUUUCUAACUACCAUCAGUAUAUAGUCAAAUGCCAUGGCAGCACACUUCUCCCUCAGUUCCUGGGAAUGUACCGGGUGAGCGUUGACAAUGAAGACAGCUACAUGCUCGUAAUGCGCAACAUGUUCAGCCAUCGGCUCCCUGUGCAUAGGAAGUAUGACCUCAAGGGCUCCUUGGUAUCCCGGGAAGCCAGUGACAAGGAAAAGGUUAAAGAAUUACCCACACUGAAAGAUAUGGAUUUUCUAAACAAGAACCAGAAGGUUUAUAUUGGUGAGGAAGAGAAGAAAGUAUUUUUGGAAAAGUUAAAGAGAGACGUAGAGUUUCUGGUACAGCUGAAGAUUAUGGACUACAGCCUCCUACUGGGUAUCCAUGACAUCGUUCGGGGGACAGAAUCAGAGGAAGAAGGACCUGGAAAAGAGGAGGAACAGGAAGGAGAGGGGGACUGUGGUAUGGCAGGGCCUCCUGGUCUGGUUGGCUCCUGUGGUACCUCCCCCGAGGGAAUAGGAGGCUAUAUCCAUGCUCACCGACCCUUAGGUCCUGGGGAGUUUGAGUCCUUCAUUGAUGUCUAUGCCAUCCGAAGUGCUGAAGGGGCUCCUCAGAAGGAGGUAUAUUUCAUGGGUCUCAUUGACAUCCUCACCCAGUAUGAUGCCAAGAAGAAGGCAGCUCAUGCAGCAAAGACUGUCAAGCAUGGGGCUGGUGCAGAGAUCUCUACUGUCCAUCCUGAUCAAUAUGCUAAGCGGUUCCUAGAUUUCAUCACCAACAUCUUUGCUUAGGAGCCUGCCUGGCCAUCUGUGCCAUCUCCCAUAGACUUGGGUGGCAGAGGAAGGAGUGACAGGGCUGUAGGAGGAAGACUAAAGGAGUUAGGGAUGUCCUCUUCCUUCACUAAGUCCAAGUUGCCUCUCCCCACUCCCAGAGUGAUGUCUUCCCUGCUUCUUGUCUUAACCACACCACCCCCAAAGUCAACUUCAUUAGGGUUUUACUGAGGACUUUUUUUUUUUCUCUCUCUCUCCCAAGUGCCUUGAUCUUUGUGAAAUGUCAUGUUAUUUUUGUAAAUUAGGAUGACUUGAAUUGUUUGGGGAGGGGGAGGGGGUGGCAGGCAUCUUCUGACUCUGGCAGGCCCAGUGACUCUGGCCCUAGAAGUUGUUCUAACCUGGAAAGCUUGAGUUUGAACUUUGCUGUUUAACUUUCUUGGGGGCAAAGGGGCUUGCUCUUCACUCUUCCAACAUGCCCCAUGUACUGGGGGCAGAUGUGAAUGUGUAGAAGGUGUUGUAGCCAGUCUCACUUGUUGAAGCGGGGUGGAGGGUGGAAGAUGCAGUCAGCAGGCUGGCUUCUCACUGGGUUGGGGUCUUGAGGGAUUACGUACUUUGUCAGGGACUUUGAAUGGUUCCCUAGCCCCUUCCUCAUUGUUCUAGACACCUAAGUCUUGAAGUAGUCUCACUGUCUAGGCCUGACUUGGGGUCCAUGUUUGGUUGCUGUGGCUGGAUAUCAGAGCCUCUGUCCCUACCUGGGACUGAGACCAUUUCAUCAGGUAUUUAGAUGGCUGAUCUGAGAGACUGGAGUAAAGAAAGAGUCUAGAGCUAAAAGCUCAACUAUAUUUAGUAUUACUUUAUCUUUGUCUAGUUAUUUCUGGGUAUUGUUUCAGGGGAAGAGGAAUUCUUCAACCUGGACCAAACCUGGUUAUCUUUGGGGUGAACUGAACUCAGCAUCAUUCCUUUUCUCUCCCUUCAGCUUUGUCAUCAGCGUACUCCCAUUCAACCAGUCUUGUACUGUUAGAUCUCCCAGAAUAGGUGGCAUCCCUAUUCCCUAUCUCCUGAGAGGAAUCAGCCAUAACUGCCUCCCUAAAUCAUAUAGGAGUAGUAUACCUAACUGAGCUUUGAGGAACAUCAGAGGAAUUUGAGCCAAGGGGAAAGGGAGUUUAGACUCACUUUGAGGUUGAGACAAUCACUCCUACCUAGGUUUCUCCAGUAUUGUCCAAGGUUAUGAAUCAAUACAGUACUCCCUGUGUGGCUAGACUGUUCUGUCAAUAAGAGGUAGCUCUGUGAAUAUUUUUCCCUACCUAUUUCCUUGCUCCCACUUUUAUUCUUCAGGAGGAGGAAAUUGUGUGUGUGUGUGUGUGUGUAUGUGUGUGUGUGAAAUGGCUGCCUGAUUUGUAUGUGUGAUGUGUGACCCAUGACAUCUGACUCCCUCUUAUCCUCUCUCUGGGUGACUGGUUGAACUUAAACCUUUCCCCUUCUCUUUCUCCCGUUUAAAUGCAAUAAAACUUAGGACGCCAACAACUGCCUUUCUCUAGAAAUUGGUUUUCUGACCAUGUAACUGAUACAUCGGGGCAGUGUGGGUGUCUUUAUUUGUUGCAAAUUUUUUUUUUUUUUUGUUAAAAAAAAAAAAUCUAAAAUCUUGCAUAUUCCUAUUCUUGCUGUCUCAAUAUAGAAGUAAAUUAUUAAACCUGACCUGCUCCCUCUUA